Funneliformis geosporum is the source of this 153-nucleotide messenger RNA. The record is from the annotation of a GenBank genome assembly. Lineage: Eukaryota; Fungi; Glomeromycota; Glomeromycetes; Glomerales; Glomeraceae.
AUGGAAGCAAUUUCUCAAAAAGUAAAGGAAAAUGAAGAUGCCGAAAUUGUGGUGGUCACAAAUAUGGCUGUGAUUGUCCUUUUCUUUCCAAAUAAUUAUGAAAACAUUAGCCCUAGACCCGGGAGGCAAAACCGGCAUAUAUUACCAAAAUGA